UCCGUUUCUGUAUCGCUAUACCGCCUUCGCCUAUGUCUGUAACGGUCGCGUCUGCUCUGUCUUGCUCUGUAUCUUCUUCGCCGUGUCCUUGAAGGGUAGAUGGUGCCCCCGUCUGAAACAGAAUCAUCACUCUCACUCCCACUCUCACUCCACUCUUCGCUCUCAUCUUCACUCUCCUCACUCUCUUCUCUCUUUUUCCUCCCUUUACCCCUCUCUUUCUUCCCCCUACCUUUGCCUUUCAUAGCUCUCAUCUUCUCCUCCAACUUCCUCUCCUUAUCCCCCUCUAUCCUCGCCUUCUCCCGCUCCUCAAUCUCCUUCUUCUUUUCCACAUCCGCUCGGACCUUUUUGCGGUGCCGCCACCAGAGCCAGACACCUACUGAAACAGCGAGCACGGAACCGAGGAUGAGCGCCAGGAGCUGCCACCAUGAUAGAUGGGUCGAUGCCUCGGCUUGGGCGAGGAUACUGCUGGAUGUGGCUUCUCCUGCGGAAGAGGUGGGGGUGGAAGAGGAGGUUACGGUGACGUAGACUCGGGGGGAG
Messenger RNA from Cryptococcus amylolentus CBS 6039, 537 nucleotides. RefSeq lists its product as hypothetical. The record is from RefSeq and is a predicted model, not a curated record. Bases 100 to 525 code for a protein of 141 amino acids. Lineage: Eukaryota; Fungi; Basidiomycota; Tremellomycetes; Tremellales; Cryptococcaceae. The transcript has a single exon.